Messenger RNA from Phoenix dactylifera (date palm), 2329 nucleotides. RefSeq names its product putative protein phosphatase 2C 12. NCBI's taxonomy places the organism in Eukaryota, Viridiplantae, Streptophyta, Magnoliopsida, Arecales, Arecaceae. Gene Ontology annotation, molecular function: protein serine/threonine phosphatase activity. Gene Ontology annotation, biological process: protein dephosphorylation. The record is from RefSeq and is a predicted model, not a curated record.
CUUCCGCCCACCCUCCUCCUCCCCUCCCCGCACCCCCCCCUCCCAACGGCAAAAAAACAUCCCCCCUUUUCUAUUAAUUCUCUCCAAAGUUGCCGUUUUUGAUUUUUUUCCCAUUAAUUCUCUUCUCUUUCCUUUGGCAUUCCACCGAUUCCGAGUGGUGAGCUGCCUUCCUGCUGGAUUUCCGCGUCCGGAAUGUAACUGAUCGGGAAAGCCGUGUGAAUCUUUCCCCUUUUGUUCCUCCAUCUUAAUCCAAAAUUUCGGAUAAACACCCAAAAUUACUUCCAAUUUUUGCAAAUAAUUCGAUAAAUGCGAGUUCUUUGGGUUUGAUGCGCAGUAAUUGGUCUGAAGGAGUGGAGUUUUUAGCCGGUGGGCGCAUCGGAGGAGGGGAGGGCGGAGUCAUGGCGGCGAAGGCAGCGGGGAAUCAGAUGGUGCCGCUGGCGGUGCUGCUAAAGAGGGAAUUAACGAGCGAGAAGAUCGAGAAGCCGGAAAUCUUGCAUGGGCAAGCGAGCCAGAGAAAGAAGGGAGAGGAUUUCACCCUGAUCAAGUCCGACUGCCAGCGCAUUCCCGGUGACGGCGUCACCACCUUCUCGGUCUUCGCUCUAUUUGAUGGGCACAAUGGGUCUGCAGCUGCUAUAUAUGCUAAGGAAAAUCUCUUAAAUAAUAUUUUAUGUGCCAUUCCAUCAGAUCUUAGUAGGGACGAGUGGCUGGCAGCUCUACCGAGAGCUUUGGUUGCAGGGUUUGUUAAAACAGAUAAAGAUUUUCAAACUAAAGAACAUACCUCAGGAACAACUGUGACAUUUGUAAUUAUAGAUGGGCGGGUUGUAACUGUGGCAUCAGUUGGUGAUUCACUUUGCAUACUUGAAUCUGCUGAAGGUUCAAUUUAUUAUCUGUCUGCAGAUCACAGGCUAGAAGUGAAUGAAAAGGAGGUGGAACGUGUAACAGCAAGUGGAGGUGAGGUUGGGAGACUAAAUAUUGUUGGUGGUGUAGAGAUUGGUCCCCUCAGGUGUUGGCCAGGUGGCUUGUGUUUAUCAAGAUCAAUUGGAGAUAUGGAUGUGGGUGAAUUUAUUGUUCCUAUUCCUCAUGUGAAGCAAGUAAAGCUAUCAAAUGCUGGUGGUCGACUUAUCAUCUCAAGUGAUGGCGUAUGGGAUGCUUUGACUUUUGAAAUGACUCUUAAUUGCUCACGUGGCCUGUCAGCAGAUGUUGCAGCGAGUCAGAUUGUUAAGGAAGCUGUACAAGUCAAAGGACUACGAGAUGAUACUACCUGCAUUGUAGUUGAUAUAUUACCUCUAGAAAAGGUAACUCCUACUGUUCCACUACCAAAGAGGCAAGGGAUAGGGGUAUUCAAACAUAUGUUUCACAGAAAGUCUUGUGAGUCAACAUCUCAUUCAGAUGGAGACUAUUCUGAGCCAGAUGUGGUAGAAGAAAUAUAUGAAGAGGGAUCAGCAAUGCUUGCCAAAAGGUUAGAAGCAGAAUAUCCAAUAUGCAACUUGUUCAAGCUUUUCAUAUGUGCGGUUUGCCAGGUAGAGAUGAAACCUGGUGAGGGCAUUUCUGUACAUGCUGGUUUAUCGCAGCCUGGAAAAUUGCAUCCUUGGGAUGGUCCAUUCCUUUGCCAAGGCUGCCAAGAAAAAAAGGAAGCAAUGGAAGGAAAAGGGCCUUCAAGAGAUUACGCAUCUCGAAGGAGUACUGGAAGUGAGUAGUGGUUGCUGUUGGUAGUUUUAGUGAUAGUGCACUUGAUCAUGGCUCAAGCAUUGGUGGCUGAACUGAUGAAACAAUGACAUUUGAAGGUCUCCACUUCUUUUUUCUCCUGUUAAAUGGUAUGAGCAUCAAGUUCUGGACUAACAUGCAAAUUCUGGAGUAGCAGGAAGCAUUUCGUACGGAUAUUUUUAUAGAUGUCCAGUUUUGAGGUGAGGGGUCAAAAUUAGCACUUGAUGUAAAGCUGCUUUAUCAGGCAAGCAAUGUGUUGAUCUUUCCUUUGGAUAGAUCUUGGCAGUGAUACUUUCACCAUUGCCCUUCCUGUCUAAAGGAGGGCCUGAAUAUCUCAAUUCUUUUCUAGGUUCAUUGCCAUGUAAGUGAAUCAUUUUAUAGAGGUAAACUUGAUGACAGUCUACACUGUACUGCUGAUAGGGAUGGUGAAGUUAUGAUUUUUUCCAAGAAAACACUUGAGGGUCCAUGCCUGACUUGCUAAUUGGUUCACCUUAUACAUGAAGUUCCUGAUUUACUUGUUACUAGAUUUGAAGGAUAUUUUUUAGCUUGCUUUUUGAGGGCAUUGUACUUCAAUUGUUUGCUAAAGUAUCACCCAAUGAUUUGCUAAGAAUGUUUUUUGUCCAAA